AUGUUUCGAUGCGAGACCACCCUCUCCUGGGACCAGCUGCGCUCCCCGCAGGUCUCGCAGUUCCUGGUCAAGCCCAUCCAGCAGACGAUCCUCUCAUCCCACUUCUCGCGUGGCGCCAUAUACUGCCUGUUGACCAACUGUCUGCAGUUUCGAAAAGAGGCAGAGGCAAGCCCCGGAAAUAUUGGCGUUAAUAAAUCGAGGGCGCUCAUUUGCGAGCUGUUGGCUGUGCGACUACUGAAGGAACACUCGACACGAGAGCUUAUUGAUGCCCUCAGCUACGACUUCAACCCGCUACAAGGUCUCGUUUCGCCUGGCGCUGGUACAGCGACUCCUGGUGGGAACUGGGCAAAUCGUUCAGCCCGCGUCUCGACCAUUGAGAUAGCCAUCCGAGCUCAGGCGAAGAAGUUCCUCGCACACCCGCUUGUGGUACAGCAACUCGAGGCUAUCUGGGCAGGCACCAUCGUCUUCCAUUCGGUGGCAGACAGCCUCCAUAGAAAGCCGGAGCCACUUACUCGCCAGUACCGCACGUUCGAUGAGACUCCACGACCAGGUCCAUCCCGCCGCCUGUCCCCAACGAAGCCGAAUGUACGACGACAAGAGCAAUUUGCCGACCUGACGAGAAAGACUGUAACUUUGUACGAUCCCCAUGAUGCGUCGCUGUUCAAGCUCUCUCGGCUCCGUGUACCUCGGUACCGAAACUUGUUCUCGACACUUUCCUAUGGGAUAAUGCUUGGGUUGUUCCUGGCUGUGCUCGCAGAGAAAUCCGAUGAUAUCACAGCGUUGGAAGUACUGUUCUGGAUAUGGAGCGCGGGCUACAUGCUCGAUGAGGUUGUUGGCUUCUCGGAGCAGGGCUUUGGACUGUACAUCAUGAGCGUUUGGAAUGCCUUUGAUCUAGGCAUCCUGCUCAUGUUCUUGCUAUACUACGUGCUGCGGUUGCUCGGCAUCCUCAUGCCUGACGUCCACAGCAGGCACGAUAUGGCGGGGAUCGCGUACGAUGUUCUGGGUUCGACUGCGGUCUUGUUGUUUCCCCGGCUGUUCUCCGCCCUGGAUCACUACCGCUAUUUCUCCCAACUCCUCAUAGCUUUCCGAGGAAUGGCAAUGGACUUGAUCGCCAUCCUCGUCCUUAUUGUCAUCAGUUGCUCGGGCUUCUUCGUCGCCUUUUCGCUGGCAUUCCAGAAAGCAUUAUCUCCAUCGGAUACUGCUUACUCUCUGUUUCAGCUGCUAAUGGGCUUCACUCCGGCCGCAUGGGAUAUUUGGGUUGAUGCCAACCUUUUGGGAAAGGCUCUCCUGGCACUCUUCCUCUUUAUUUGUCACUUCCUCAUUGUGACAAUCCUUGUAACAGUGCUGACCAACUCCUUCAUGGCAGUUGUACAAAAUGCCCAUGAGGAACACCAGUUCCUAUUUGCCGUCAACACCAUUUCUAUGGUCAAAUCGGACGCGCUGUUCUCCUACAUUGCGCCCACAAACCUGGUGGGCUGGCUGCUGAUCCCGCUCAAGUACUGUAUGACGAUCAAGAGUUUUGUUCGCAUGAACCGCCUGGUGAUCAAGAUUACGCACAUACCGAUCUUAUUUAGCAUUUUCUGCUAUGAGCGUAUCCUUCUGUCAAACCUCUCAUACGGCCCUACAGACCUUGUAGAGCAACGUGGUCGAAGUCACGCCCAUGCCGCCGUCCCUGCCUUCAGUAUCCGUGGUGCCGACCUCUUCAGCCCCGGUCAACGGCUGCGCGAACCUUCCAUCACGACGUUUCACAAGGAUCGUGCGCUAGAGGAGGUGUUUAGGCGGCCGUUCCGAGACCCCAGUCAACGCACUCCGUCAAACGCGUACCCGCUGGGACGAAGGAAUUCCAGUAAUGUGGUAUCGGAUUGGAUGAAGCGAAUGGGCAAUGAAGUAAGUUACUAA
This is a messenger RNA of Didymosphaeria variabile, 1899 nucleotides long. RefSeq lists its product as uncharacterized. Gene Ontology annotation, biological process: transmembrane transport; monoatomic ion transport. The record is from RefSeq and is a predicted model, not a curated record. The transcript has 2 exons. Gene Ontology annotation, cellular component: membrane. The coding region runs from base 1 to 1899 and encodes 632 amino acids. Gene Ontology annotation, molecular function: monoatomic ion channel activity. NCBI's taxonomy places the organism in Eukaryota, Fungi, Ascomycota, Dothideomycetes, Pleosporales, Didymosphaeriaceae.